Molecule: messenger RNA, 1216 nt
Organism: Andrographis paniculata
Lineage: Eukaryota; Viridiplantae; Streptophyta; Magnoliopsida; Lamiales; Acanthaceae
Product: ADP-ribosylation factor 1-like
Exons: 10
Coding region: 517-885 (122 amino acids)
Biological process (GO): vesicle-mediated transport; intracellular protein transport
Cellular component (GO): cytoplasm; Golgi apparatus
Molecular function (GO): GTP binding; GTPase activity
Source: RefSeq, a predicted model, not a curated record
GUCGGUGUUUGUUGCUUGAUUUAGUCACUGUUGUAGAAUGGAAGCCACAUAUCUAGGAAGAGGACAUUUCAUCCCAAUUCAAGCACAAGGGAUGUCACUGACUGGCUUUCUUCUUCCCCUCCUCGGUGCCGAAUAGAUUUCACACUUAGCGAAUUUCAGAAAGUUAGGGCACAACUCAUUCUUCGACGCAAUUUCUCAAUCAGAAGACGCGACGUACUGGGCGAAGGUGGGAUCGAGGAGGUUAAUCAGCACCGGCGUCCAGAUGGGUGAUGAGAGUAUAUUGUUUCGUGACUGACGAAGAAACUCUGGUAUGAGUAGGGAAAGAUAACAACGCGCACAGCCGCGGGGCUGACAGCUGAGAUGCACCCAGCCUGGCUCGCUGCCGUCUGCAGGAAAUGGAGGGUAAGAGGUGCUGAUACUUUGCCUCAGAUCAGAUCCUUUAUUUGUUUAUUUUAUAUAUUAUAACAUAGUUAGAUUCAAUUCAUCGUAUUCACUCUCAAAUUGAUUGAGGGUGAGAUGGGAAUUAUUUUCGCGAGGCUGUUUUCUUCACUCUUCGGGAACAAGGAAGGUCGGAUUCUUGUGUUGGGCCUCGACAAUGCCGGAAAGACCACGAUUCUUUAUCGACUUCAGAUGGGCGAAGUAGUGUCUACUAUUCCAACUAUUGGGUUCAAUGUGGAAACAGUGCAAUAUAACAACAUAAAGUUCCAAGUUUGGGAUUUAGGUGGGCAGACCAGUAUCAGGCCAUACUGGAGGUGCUACUUUCCCAAUACUCAAGCGAUAAUAUAUGUUAGUGAUUCAAGUGAUACUGAUAGGCUAGUGGUUGCCAAGGAAGAAUUCCAUGCAAUAUUGGAGGUGACACACUUUCCUUGGUCAAGGUCUUCGUGACAUCCGCGUCAGUCCCGGACACACCCCUUAUUUUGCCGACCAUUUCUGGGGCGACUACCCUUCGCGAUGUCGUCGGCGAAGAUCCUAUUGAGUGGAGCUACAAGGACCUCAUGCGCCGGGCUUGAAAUGUUGGUACCGAUACACCCAUGUUAAUUGCCCCGUUUGUCAUAUGGAUUGAAUGUCGAACCUGUCUUUGGAUGGAUUGUGUUGAGUUUUUGUUGAACUAUGUCUGGAAUUGAUGCGUAGACCUUUGUGGUUUGAAUUCGUAUGGUGAAAAAUGUGCCUAAUGGGAUUGAUGGAUAACCGUAUUUGCUUAUUGCGUUGUUUACUU